Molecule: messenger RNA, 2166 nt
Organism: Diaporthe citri
Lineage: Eukaryota; Fungi; Ascomycota; Sordariomycetes; Diaporthales; Diaporthaceae
Exons: 3
Coding region: 1-2166 (721 amino acids)
Cellular component (GO): membrane; microtubule; cytoplasm
Molecular function (GO): microtubule binding; GTPase activity; GTP binding
Source: RefSeq, a predicted model, not a curated record
AUGGGCAGUACAACCCAAACGGACAACCCAAUGGAGGGCCUCGGAAACCAGGCGCUCUUGGACAAGAUCGACAGACUCAGAGAGCUCAAUGUCGGUUCCAUCGUCUCCCUGCCUCAGCUCAUUGUCGUGGGGGACCAGUCUUCUGGCAAGAGCUCGGUUCUUGAGAGCCUCACUGGUUUCUCAUUUCCCCGGGCUGCUGGUCUAUGUACAAGAUAUGCCACGCAGAUCACCUGUCGGCGAGAGCCAAAGUGUAGUGUCUCGAUCACUAUCAUCCCUCGCCCGAACGCCAAUGACAUUGUCAAGCAAAGACUGCGACAGUUCCAUCGCUGUCUCGACGAGAUGGACGCACAGGAUCUUGCGGACAUCUUCGAGGAUGCAAACCGUGCGAUGGGCAUACGGUCCAGUGCUGAACCUAUCGAUGGUUCAAACGAUGGCUCAAUCACGUUCAGUGAGGACAUCUUGAAAAUCGAGAUCAACGGUCCGGAUCAACCGGGUCUGACAGUCAUCGACGUGCCGGGUAUCUUUCGCACACCAACCCCCGGCCUGACCACUGACAGUGACAUCACAUUGGUCACAUCCAUGGUCAAACGCUACAUGAAUGAUUCCAGGACGAUCAUUCUGGCAGUGAUACCGUGCAAUGUUGAUAUCGCCACCCAGGGGAUUCUCAGGCUUGCUAAAGACGCGGACCCCAACGGCUCCAGGACCAUGGGAGUUCUGACCAAGCCAGAUCUCGCGCCAGAGCGAGCGAUGCAGCAGAACAUUUUGGACCUUAUUCAAGGAAGGCGUCAGGAUCUGAAGCUGGGUUAUUGUGUGGUGAAGAACCGUGGGGGUGACGACGAGAGUUCCUCCCUACAGAAGAGAGACGAAGAGGAGAGGGCUUUCUUCCGACAGGAGCCUUGGGCGUCGGUUGCGUCGACAAGGCGACUGGGGAGCGGUGACCUCAAGACGAUCCUACGGAAUCUCCUCAUGGAUAUCUCGAAGAAAGAAUUUCCCAUUGUCAAGAAAGAAAUCGCCAAGAAGCUUUCCGAGUGCGGCAAGAGAAUGGAGGCCAUGGGCCCUUCAAGGGGCGAUGAGAAAUCCCAAAGAGCCUACCUGGGAAAGCUCGCAGCCAGCUUCGAGAGGAUAGUGGGCUACUCGCUCAACGCCUACUACACCGAGGACCAGAUAUUCGACGACAGGCUAGAAAUGAGACUUAUCACGAGGAUCAUCAGUCUGAACGAGGUCUUCUCUGAGAUAUUCUCUCAGAGAGGCCACACCCGACACUUUGAGCAAUCCCACGAGAAAGACAAUCAUAGCAAUCAGUCACAAAGCCAACUGCCGGAGAUUGACUUCGAAAUACCGAAUGCUGUCCUUGAUCUCGAGGACAUAAUCCGUCCAGAGCGUUUCCAGUGCCCGGAGCCGUCGGAUGACUCCCUCAUCGAGCACAUCGAGGACAUCUUCCGGAAGAGCCGCGGACCUGAAUUGGGCACAUUUGGCGGCGCUGUGCUGGCCACUACUUUCAAGGAGCAGUCCAGGCGCUGGGAGGAUCUUGUCAUGUCCCACGUCAGUGAUGCCAUCGCGCUGGUGCACCAUUUCAUUGCCGAGUUGCUCAUCCAUACAUGUGCCGACAACAAGCAAGUGAUGGAACAGCUAUGGGACAAUGUCCUCCUCGAAAAGCUGCAACAGUCAUAUAAACGCAGCAUGCAUCAUGCGAAAUUCCUCUUGGACGUCGAGCGCGAGGGAAAGCCCACCACCUACAACCACUACUUCAACGCCGAGCUCCAGAAGGGCCAAGGGAAGCGACUCCAGAAAUCCCUCGACAGCCUGGCCAUAGAUGGAGGGGACUUGCAGGGACCAGUGAUUAGGCUGGCAUCACUCGGUAGCAUAAACAUCACCAGGUCGAACCCGGAACAAGUGCGCGAACACCUCCAUGACAUACUGGAGAGCUACUACAAGGUCUCUGUCAAGCGUUUUGUGGAUGUCAUCUGCCAGCAGGUAAUCGACCACUUCCUCCUCAACGGCAAAGACAGCCCACUUCAUGUCUUCAGCACAGAUCUGGUCUUCGACCUCAGCGCCGACGCGCUAGAGAUGGUUGCAGGCGAGGACCAGGUUACAAAGCAGGAGAGAGAGCGACUAAGGAGGGAAAUGGAAAGUCUGGAGGCAGCAAUGCAGGUCCUGCGUGGAUGA